Messenger RNA from Salarias fasciatus (jewelled blenny), 1941 nucleotides. It is a transcript of the gene gnl3, whose product is annotated as G protein nucleolar 3. Bases 80 to 1738 code for a protein of 552 amino acids. Lineage: Eukaryota; Metazoa; Chordata; Actinopteri; Blenniiformes; Blenniidae. Gene Ontology annotation, molecular function: GTP binding. The transcript has 15 exons. Gene Ontology annotation, cellular component: nucleolus. The record is from RefSeq and is a predicted model, not a curated record.
GGAGGAAGUGACGUCACAACAGUGUCGAGGGGCGCUCCACGUGUGACCCGAGUUUCAGUCGCGUUGAGAUUCAUCUACCAUGAAGCGGCCGAAGUUGAGGAAAGCUAGUAAGCGGCUCUCAUGUUCCAAACGGUACAAGAUCCAGAAAAAGGUCCGGGAGCACAACAGAAAGCUCAAGAGAGAUGCGAAGAAGAAAGGAGUGCACAAACGAACGAAGAAGGACCUCGGAGUGCCCAGCAGCGCUCCUUUCAAAGAGGAGGUCCUGAGGGAGGCAGAGCAGAGGAGACUCCAGAUUGAAGAAGAGCAGGCGAAAAAAAAACAAGCUAAAAAAGAAGAGCGAGCACAGAAGAGGAAGAAGGAGAAGGAGGCACCAAGCAAAGAAACACAACCUCAAGCCAAGAAGGCUCGCAAGGAAAAGGGUGAAAAGAAAAGAGAUCCAAACAGGAACUCAAAGCACUUCCUCUGUGCUGAAUUAAACAAGGUGAUCAAUGCAUCUGAUGUUGUGAUGGAGGUCCUCGAUGCCCGCGAUCCGCUGGGCAGCAGGUGUCCACAGCUGGAAGAGGCUGUGCUGCAGAGCGGAGGCAAUAAGAAAUUAGUUUUGGUUUUAAACAAAAUAGAUCUCGUCCCAAAGGACAUCGUGGAGAAGUGGAUACGUUGUUUACAGAAAGAGUUUCCUGUCGUGGCAUUUAAAGCAUCAACUCAGGUUCAAGACAAAACAGUGACAGCCAGAAAGAAGAGAAUCGUGGCCUCCAACGAUGUGGUGAACAUUUCCAGAGCAGCGACCUGCUAUGGAAACUCUUUUCUCAUGGAGCUACUCACAAGCUACGCUGCUAGCUUAGAGGAGGGCGUUUCACUCAGAGUCGGUGUCGUAGGCUUUCCAAAUGUAGGCAAGAGCAGCCUCAUCAACAGCUUGAAGGGAGUCCUGGCGUGCAAUGUUGGUGUCUUAAGAGGCGUCACAAAAUCCAUGCAGGAGGUGUACAUAUCGAAAAAUGUGAAGCUAAUAGACAGCCCAGGAGUUCUGGUGUCGCCGUCCAACCCGCCAGAGAGCGUGGCUCUGAGGAGGAUGCAGGAGGACGACGACAGUGACAGCUUGCAGGAGGCCGUCAGGACUCUGCUCAAGCAGUGCGACAAGACUCAGGUCAUGCUUCAGUACAACGUCGCAAACUUCAGAAAUGCCCUGGAGUUCUUGACCAUGUUUGCCAAGAAGCGUGGCUACCUGCAGAAAGGUGGAGUUCCCAACACCGAGCAGGCGGCUACCACCUUCCUCUCUGACUGGACGGGAGCCAAACUAAGCUACCACUGUAAAGUACCAGAGAGUCACAGCCUCCCGUCGUACCUGUCAGACACGGUGGUCGCAGACAUGCAGAAAGGAUGGGAUCUAGAGAAACUGAAGACAGGAAAUAAGGCAACACUGAAAGGAGUGAAAUUCCCACACCCAGCCAGCAGUAUAAGCUUCAGCUGUAAGGGCCUGACUGCAGGCCUGCUGAAUGUGGCCGACGUCGCUGAAGCAGGGCCUGCAGCCGCAGCCACAGAUGAGGCUGAGCAGAAUGAUGAGAACCACGAGCCUGAACCAACAAAUGAGGACUUACAGGAAGCAGAGGAGGAGGAAGAGAAACCACAGAAGAUGUCAUUUAAAGAAAAAACCAGUCAAGUGAGGUUCCAGUCUGCCCCCGUUGACAUCAGUCUCCCGACCGAACAAACGGACGACGCCUACGACUUCAACACAGACUUUAAAUGAGCUCUGCUUCACACAAAGACUGAGAUGUGAAACGUGACCCUGCUAUUGUCCCGCCACUUCACCACCUGUGCUGUUUUCUCUCUGUAGUGUUGAUUCUGGGUCUGAUCACUGCCAGUUUCACACAAUCCAUUGUAAAUACCCCCUGCUGUUGAGGGAUUGCCUUUUUUGUAAAUGCAAAGAAUACUGUAAAUAGACAACCUGCU